Molecule: messenger RNA, 2893 nt
Organism: Fukomys damarensis (Damara mole-rat)
Lineage: Eukaryota; Metazoa; Chordata; Mammalia; Rodentia; Bathyergidae
Gene: Wdpcp
Product: WD repeat containing planar cell polarity effector
Exons: 15
Coding region: 725-2566 (613 amino acids)
Biological process (GO): nervous system development; establishment of protein localization; cilium organization
Cellular component (GO): axonemal basal plate
Molecular function (GO): protein binding
Source: RefSeq, a predicted model, not a curated record
GCUCGGCUCCCGGUUGCGGUGCCCUCUGGGAAAUGUAGUUUAUACCGCGGGGCCCCGGUGCAGUCUCCAUGCAUUCUCUCAAGUAUUGAACUACACUUCCCGAAAACCCAGGGUCUUCUCACGUCCUUCUUCCUGCGCUCUCCAACCAUUGCAAAAUAGUCCCCGAAGUUGCGUCUCUGUGAUUGGACGACGACUGCGAGCGGAUGGUUUGGACUCAGAGGAAAGGACUGCGUGAUGGCGCACGACAAUUGGCGGGAAGGGAGGCGUGUGUAACAUGAGGGAGGAGAGACGAACCCCUAAAUGAUUUCAUUUAAUGCGCAACACAGACUUUUUCGUUCCCUGAGAUAAACGUGGACGGUAAAGAGAUCUUCCGCUGCGUAAAACCGGCUCGACCCGGAAACAAAAUCUUUUAAAAUUGUACGCGUUCCCGAGGGGCGGGGGAAAUUGAUGUGUCCGGAAGACAGUACAGCUUCUCAGGUUGCUAAGCGACGAGGCGUGAGCACCCGAGCGAACUGUGGCGGCGGCUCCGAAAUCCUGAGCGAACUGUGGAGGCGGCUCCGAAACCCCGAAGACCUAGAGCGCACGACUUCCUUUGUAGCGCAGGGAAUCCUCCUCCGAUUAGUGUCAGCUGACGAGGAGAGGGUCUGCGGGCGCUCUUUUCUUGGUGACUCGCGGCGGUGCGUCUUCAUUCCAGAGGCAGACCAGAGAUUCCUUCUGCCAUCAGAUGUCUUUCUGCUUGACUGAACUGCACCUGUGGUCUUUGAAGAAUACUUUACACAUUAGGGAUAGAGACAUCGGCAUCUACCAGUAUUAUGACAAGAAAGAUCCACCAGUGUCUGCAACAGGGCAUGGUAACUUAGAGGAAAAGCAGAAGCUAGCAGAAUCACGAGAUUAUCCUUGGACGCUUAAAAAUAGACGCCCAGAAAAACUUCGAGACUCACUCAAGGAGUUCGAGGAACUGAUGCAAAACAGUCAAUGUGUGCUGAGCAAAUGGAAGAACAAAUAUGUCUGUCAGCUCCUCUUUGCUUCAGGUGUGUUGGUGUCUCUAAGCCUUUCUGGGCCACAGCUGGAGAAAGUGGUGAUUGACAGAAGCCUAGUGGGGAAGCUCAUCUCAGACACCAUCAGUGAUGCUCUUCUUACAGACAGUUUCAUCCUUUUAUCAUUUUUGGGACAAAAUAAACUAUGUUUUAUUCAGUUUACUAAGAAGAUGGAUUCUCCUGAUGUGAACAAAAGACUAGAAAAACUCUCAGCCUUGGAUUAUAAGAUUUCCUAUUGUGAAAUACCUGGUCCAGUAAAUAGAACAACAGAACGCCGUCUAGCUAUCAAUUGCAUCCAGGAUAUAGUUGUUUGUUGGUGGCCACUGGUCAGUGAUGAUGGUUGGCUGUGGGCCCCAAUUUCUUCUGAGAAGGACAGAGCCAAUCUGCUGCUGCUGGGUCAUGCUCAAGGAAAACUGGAGGUUCUGAGUUCUAUUCGCACAGAAUGGGAUCCACUGGAUGUUUGCUUCAGUGCCAAGCAGCCUUUUCAGGUGUUUACAGUGGAACACACCAUCAGUGUAGACAAAGAGCCCAUGGCUGACAGCUGCAUCUAUGAAUGUGUUCGGAACAAAAUCCAUUGUGUAUCAGUCACCAGAAUACCACUAAGAUCGAAAGCCAUCAGCUGCUGCAGAAAUGUUGCUGAAGACAAACUGAUUCUGGGCUGUGAAGAUUCUUCAUUAGUUCUUUAUGAAGCUCACCGCAGAGUGACUCUCUUGGCCCAGGCUGAACUUUUGCCUUCAUUAAUAAGCUGCCACCCAAGUGGUGCUAUUCUGCUUGUUGGCAGCAACCAAGGGGAGCUGCAAAUUUUUGAUAUGGCUUUGUCCCCUAUUGAUAUCCAGCUCUUGGCUGAAGACCGCUUACCUAAGAAGACUCUGCAAUUCAGUAAAUUCUUUAAUAUUUCCAGCAGUCUUGUUCAAAUGAAGUGGAUAGCUCCUCCAGUUGUUUCUCAGAAGCCUGAAAGUAAGGACAUCUAUGAUCGCCUCUUCCUCAUAUUUGACAGAGGACCUUUAGGUGUUCUUUUGUUUAAACUUGGUGUCCUCAAUCAAGGACAGCUUGGCCCAGUAGAUAUCAUCUUCCAGUACAUUCACUAUGAUGAGAUUCAUGAGGCUAUAAACAUCCUGAGCAGCAUGAACUGGGACACUCUGGGCCAGCAGUGCUUUAUCAGCAUGACUGCCAUUGUGAACUAUCUUCUUAGGCACAGGCUUACUCCAGAAAGAGAAGCACAGCUUGAGGCAAGCCUUGGAACCUUCUAUGCUCCAUCAAGACCACUUCUGGAUACAACUAUUUUGGAAUAUAGAGACCAAAUCAGCAAAUAUGCAAGAAGAUUCUUCCACCACUUGCUCAGGUACCAGAGGUUUGAAAAGGCAUUUCUCCUAGCUGUUGAUAUUGGUGCCCGAGACCUGUUUAUGGAUAUCCAUUACCUUGCCCUAGAAAAGGGUGAACUGGCAUUAGCUGAAGUGGCAAGGAAAAAAGCGAGUGACAUUGAUGAAGAAUCAAUAACCUCUGGAGUCGGUCUGAUACUUAAGAUUUGAACUACCGGAUCUUACAGGGCAUGCAUACAUUCAAUUUUUAUAGAUACUUCUAGAGACUGCUGAAGAGUAACUGUAGCAGUAUUCUGUCAGGACAUAAGAAUUACAUUUCAUCCUAAUCCUUGCCACUACUUUGUGUAUGCCCCAUCCCCUAGCCACCACCACCACUACUUUUUUUCAUUCUAGGGGUGAAUGUGUAGCAAAUGAUUGGAUUUAAUCUGUAUUUCAUUGACAAUUCAUGAAUUGACUAUCUUUUUUAACAUGUUUAUUGGAUAGGCGUGGUGGUGCACGCCUAUAAUCCAAGCACUUGGGCGGCUGAGGCAGGAGAAU